CGCUUCCAAGCGGACGCCAUUGCCAUUUCCCGCAUUUUCUUACGUCAGGCAGACAUCGCGUUCGGAAAUACGAAUUUUCAGCAUCCGAAACAUUCGUUCAGAAAUCUUGUGUUCAUUAAUUUAUUUCUAGUUUUAUUUACCAUUUAUUUGUGAUAAUCUGUGAUUUAUUUGAGUGAGUGUGGGCAAUAAAAACCGGGAGCAAACCCGGGAGCUGUCAGCUGUCAAAAACGUCGAGAUGGAGGCGAAGGUGAAGGAAGAGGUGACAGAUAAGGACUACAGUCAGCCCUCCACCACGGCCGAGAGACGGAAAUCCACCACGUCAGGCAAAGACAGGCGAUCUCCAGAGCAAGAAGAUACCAGGUCAUCGCCCACACCUGGACCACCCAGCCCCCAGAACAACGGCACUGCUGCCACUCUCUCAUCAACGGAAUCCUUAUCACCACCGCUGCCCGAAGGCUCUCGCUCCGCUCCAGCGCUGCAGCGCUUAAGGAAGUUCCUCUCAGCGCUGCAGCAGUUCGCUUCAGACGUCGGCACGGACACUGGGGAACGAGUACGACAGUUGAUUUUCAACCUUGUUGCGGGAGUGGUGAACAUCGAGGACUUCCAAGCUGGCGUGCAGGAGUGCACCAACUACCCGCUGCGGGCCUCCGUGCCGGGCUUCCUGAGGGCCCUGCUGCCUCUGGCGCAGAGGGACUUGCACGCGAGGGCGCGGAGGGUGAAGCAGACACCUCUGCAAUACAUCAGAUCACACGAGCAUCUAAUCUUGGAGUCGGGAGGCGACAGCAGCGACAUUUUCGCGCCGCAGCAAAGCGGCAACGAAGCGGCAGCCAAGCGGCGCGCGAGCGAUCCGUUCUACGAUGCUCAAACCAACGGCUCCCACGACGACUACCCGCCGCACGCCAAGCGGCCGAGCCUCUUCAACCCCUCCCCUUUCUACGCCCUCCCCAGCAACGCCAGCCUCUUCGACUACAACCCCUACCACAGCUACCACGCGACACAGGACACCGGCUUCGAGAGGCGAGAUGGUGGCAUCACGGUCCGAGACGUAUCGUCAAUGAACGCGCCCUUCUCAGAGCCGCGACCAGCGCUGCUGAAGAGUGAUGACGAGUGGAAGAACAUCAAUACCAUGCUGAACUGCAUCCUCAGCAUGGUGGAGAAGACGAAGAGAGCACUCGCCAUAUUGCAGCAGAGAGGUGUAGAGCCUCCAGAAAGCAACGAUAUAAAAAGGGCAGCCAGUGAAAUCAUGGCGACCGCAGUACGGCAGACAGAAGAGAGGGUGGCAGAAGUGAGGAGACGAGCUGAAGAUGCAGUCAACCAGGUGAAACGCCAAGCCCUCCUAGAAUUGCAACGCGCGGUAGGCGCAGCAGAAACCAAGGCCUUAGAGCUGGUGGCGGCAGAACGAGGGAAGAUGGAACGCCUCAUCGAGCGACGGCAUUCCCCACCUCCUGUACGAGACCUGAGCCCUAGUGCAGCUGGACAACAGAACUGCUGCUGGAACUGCGGACGCAAGGCGCAGGAGACGUGCUCGGGCUGCAACGCGGCGCGCUACUGCGGCGCCUUCUGCCAGCACAAGGACUGGGAGAACCACCACCAGGUCUGCAGCGGUCGAGACCAAAAACCAACAACCCUCUUACGAACAUCCCCUCCAACCACUCAGACAACCCUUCCGAAACCCUUAACCCGCUCAACCACCCCGAUAACAACCACACAAACCCUCCCAGUAACCACCAACACCGACAGACAAGACAACCGGCUAUCACUGACAACCCUGAACUCGGCUGAAAGAUUACUCACGACGAAUCUGGCAACCCAAGAAAGAAGUUUAAGUGCAAACUCGGAAAGAAUCGCGUUGGCAACCCUGUCAACCGCCCAGGGUCUCAUUAGCGGGAUUGGUGGAAAGAAAUGACGCCUCAAUAAAGACUUUUUGGGUAACACCAUCAAGUUUCCACGAAAAGUUAGGAGAUGAACUCCUUAAAUGGGUUUUUAAUGGUGUUUUGUUUUGUACAGUUGUGAAUUUUUUGUAAAUAAAAUAUCAACAUAAAUUCAUAACAUUACUCAAAUGGCGUUUCAAUGGCAGCCUGUUGAGACCUUUGAGAAAUUAUGGAGAACUCUCAGGCAUGCAGGUUUCCUCAUAAUGUUUUCCUUCACCACUAAAGCAAGUGCUUUACCUAAAUUAAUUGCUUGAACUUGUAACGCACAUAACGUAGAGGUCCAAGCCCGGGAUCGAACCCAAAUAGGGCCCUAAUAGAGCCCUAAUAGGGCUCCAAAGUCACCGUAACUGUUAGCAUUUAAAUAGGAUCAAAGAGUUAUGACCUAGCCAAUGAUACGAGCUUAAGUUCGCUAAUGUGUGCUGACUGGUUACUCUCAAACUUUUCCUUUGAGAGCAGUAAUUUUCUCGUUUCGAUAUUUUGUGUAGAUGUCGAAAGUAUCU
Messenger RNA from Maniola jurtina (meadow brown), 2431 nucleotides. RefSeq names its product protein CBFA2T1 (gene nvy). Gene Ontology annotation, molecular function: transcription corepressor activity. The record is from RefSeq and is a predicted model, not a curated record. The transcript is spliced from 12 exons. Lineage: Eukaryota; Metazoa; Arthropoda; Insecta; Lepidoptera; Nymphalidae. Gene Ontology annotation, biological process: negative regulation of DNA-templated transcription; DNA-templated transcription. The coding region runs from base 236 to 1906 and encodes 556 amino acids. Gene Ontology annotation, cellular component: nucleus.